Molecule: messenger RNA, 992 nt
Organism: Nicrophorus vespilloides
Lineage: Eukaryota; Metazoa; Arthropoda; Insecta; Coleoptera; Silphidae
Gene: ATPsynB
Product: ATP synthase subunit b, mitochondrial
Exons: 4
Coding region: 134-880 (248 amino acids)
Biological process (GO): proton motive force-driven ATP synthesis
Molecular function (GO): proton transmembrane transporter activity
Source: RefSeq, a predicted model, not a curated record
GAAUUUGAACAUCGUGCAUCCUUGUCGUUGGCAAACUUUGUCCACUUGGUGUCAGCACUGAUUCUGUCAGUCAGACAUUUGUAACCUUCUUCGAUCUUCUCUAAAUUCUCAGUGUAAGAAAUAACCCACGAAGAUGCUUUCCAGGGCCGCCCUCCUCUCAGGACAACAGAACCGCGCUCUCGUCGCCUUGGCCGCGAGGACCACCGGUACCACCGCCUGCAACAAUGUCGCCGCCAGCUGCGACAGCCAGGUCGAGAUGACGAGACCUGUCAGGAUGGAACCUGGUAAAGUUCGUAUGGGAUUCAUCCCUGAAGAAUGGUUCAACUUCUUCUACAAGAAGACAGGUGUAACUGGACCGUACACUUUGGGAUUCACCCUCAGCACCUACCUGCUCAGUAAGGAGAUCUACGUGCUGGAGCACGAAUUCUACUCCGGUCUCUCUUUGGCCCUGAUGUGCGUCGUCGCUGUCAAGAAGAUUGGACCUGGUCUUGCCAAGUACCUUGACAAGGAAAUCGAUGCCUACGAGACUGAAUGGAACGAGAGCCGCGUCAACGAGAGGCAGGUGCUCGAGCAGCAGAUCGGCAAUGAAGAGAAGAUGCAGUGGAGCGCCGAGGGACAGAACAUGAUGGUGCAAGCCAAACGCGAGAACGUCGCUCUUCAACUGGAGGCCGCUUACCGUGGUCGUGUGAUGACCGCCUACCAGGAGGUCAAGAAACGUUUGGACUACCAAGUCGAGAUCCAGAACAUCGAGCGUAGGAUUGCUCAGAGGAACCUCAUCGAUUACGUCGUCAGGAGGGUCAUGAGCUCCAUCACCCCGGACCAAGACAAGAAGAACAUCGACAAGUGCAUUGCCGAUUUGAGUUCCCUGGCCAAGGCUUAAACAUUAAAAAAAAAACCUAAUUUAAUUCGGAGAGAGAGAGUAGUUUCCGUGUCUUUUUACUUUAUACCAUCAUCUCUACUGAUUAUUAUAUACCUCUAAGAUCGAACUUUUA